This is a messenger RNA of Lotus japonicus, 909 nucleotides long. RefSeq lists its product as uncharacterized. NCBI's taxonomy places the organism in Eukaryota, Viridiplantae, Streptophyta, Magnoliopsida, Fabales, Fabaceae. The record is from RefSeq and is a predicted model, not a curated record. Bases 1 to 909 code for a protein of 302 amino acids. The transcript is spliced from 3 exons.
AUGGUAAAUAGGAAUGAACACGCUGAUGAAGUGUUGGAAAGAAUUCGAAACCAAAAUGCUGGGGGGCAACAAAAUGUUGCUGCUGUUGUCGAACAAUUGCUAAAUCAGCACGGUUUUAAUGUAGGUUUUGCAAAUAGACCCCAUUUUGUUUCAGCCUUCACUGGAGAAGUACUCGAAGCGGAACUCCCUAGAGGUUGGAAAGUCUCAAAGUUCACUAAGUUAUCUGGGGACUCAGGGGAGUCUACUGUAGAACACGUGGCGAGAUACCAGAUUGAGGCUGGGGACCUGGCCAUUAACGAAAAUUUGAAAAUGAAGUAUUCUCCAAGUUCUUUGACUAAGAACGUGUUUACAUGGUUCACAACCCUUGCUCCUAGGUCAGUCCACACUUGGACACAAUUGGAAAGGAUUUUCCAUGAGCAGUUCUUUAGAGGGGAGUGCAAAGUGAGUCUAAAGGAUUUGGCUAGCGUCAAAAGAAAGAAUGCCGAAUCCAUUGAUGACUACCUGAAUAGAUUCAGGAUGUUGAAAUCUCGAUGCUUUACUCACGUCCCAGAGCAUGAACUGGUUGAUUUGGCAGCAGAUACAGAGUUGGUGUGUCCAACUCAGUACGCAUACCACGAGGUCACCCCUGAAAUCGACACUAAUGAUAUCAAUCUAGCUGAGCUCCAGCCAGGAGACCCUUAUGUGUGCAAGGCACUAAAGCCUUAUGAAAACAAGUUGGGAGAAGAAUCUCCCAAAGACAGUAUUCCUACUCUUAAAACUUAUACUUUUGACGUGACCAAAUGUGAUGCAAUUUAUGACAUACUUGUCUCUGAUGGUUUAAUUGUGUGUGUUCGUUUCAGGGACCUUGUUCAAGGAGCACUGGAUUCUGGUAGACUCAAGUAUGGCGAAAAGACUAAGGGCCAAGCAUAG